ACCAGUUCACAAAAAACUAGCCACUGUAUUAUGGUAAUCUCACAACAUAGCCAUUUAGCCCCAAGACAAGCGCAGAUCCUUCCUAAGCAUGUCCAUUACUGCCUGCCAGGUGACGAGAUCCCGAUAGCGGACGACUAUGACAUGUACCAGAGAGAAGUUGUGCCCCAAUUGCCACUAGAACUAGGUCAAGUCCAGUUGCCUUUGUUGAUCCAAGGAGAACCAGUGCUUAGUCCACGUGGGAGAAGACCUGUAUCUCCUUGUGGGGGACGCCAGCCUUGCCCUUUGGAUGGUUUGACAGAUUCCUUCGGCAGCAACUUGAACACUUUCCCUCCAGGAAAACCAAACCGCGACAACAUUGGAAAUAUAUGCAAGAAGAGCCGCGCUAAAACAGUGUAUGGUCGCCAGAACCUUCCUCAGACUGGGUUCUCUCACCUCAGCAGACAAGGACAAGCGAUCAAUGAGCUGGAAGAAGGGUUCACCGCAUGUUGUCGUAAACCUGAUAAACUCCGAUGUGCAGUGGAUGUGUGGAAGAAGACACUGGAGGAUUUCUGCGUAUCAGAAUUCUCGGUGAAAACGCGCCAUUACCACUGCUGUAAGAAGUCUGGAUCCGAGAGGGAAACCUGCUUCAACAACGAUGCCCCCAACCCCAGCUACGUCACGUCUGCCGCACUGCAGGAGAUCAGCAGUGAGGAAAUAUCUGCUGCGGCGAGUCCUCGCAACCUCAAGGCCUGCCCCCCUAACUCUCCUAAAUGUCAGGAGGACAUGGACAGCAAGUAUAAGCUGUCAGGCCUGGCCUUUCCACCGGGAGAACCCAAAUCCAGCAAUAUCCAGAACAUCUGCAAGCUGAGGAAAUACCGCCCACUGUACACCGACAACCUGCUGCCAAACACUGGGUACGGCCAUUAUGUGCGCCGGGCCAAAGCCAUACAGCGCAUGGAGGGCGAGUUCAAGAAAUGCUGCAAGACGGAUGAUGUGGCCUGCGCUCACGCUGGGUGGAAGAAAGUUCUUGGAAAGUUUUGUGCCCAAGAGCAGAUAGUGAAGACCAAACACCAUGAAUGCUGCAAAAAGAGGGAUCAGACCAGCAUGACCAGCUGCUUUGCUAGUGAGGCUCCAUUCCCUGAAUAUGACAGAGAGGUAGAGGUCCUGAACCUGGGGAACGUGACAGAGGACGACCUGCAGAUACUGUGCGGAGAGUCCAAGCUCCUCUCUAAGCAAAAACAGAUGCCAUUACUUGUGUCGAGUAUUAAAGAAAGGUGCUGCGCCCUUUCCCAGGAUGAGAAGCUGCGGUGCGCUGCGGAACAGAGAGAAACCUUUAUUAAGACUUUGUGUGGCCCCAAAAAGAGCUCAUGGAAAGACGCCCAGGACUGCUGCAGUAAGGAUGAGCAGGGGCGGGAGCAGUGCUUCACAUACUACCUGCAGAACAUCUCCAUGGCCGUCUCACAGAGGACCAAAGGGCAAUAGGAUGGUCCCAUCACAAGGAAUACUGACCACAGAUCUGUGGCCCCCAACCACCCCAUCCGGACCCAGGACUAGAAUUGUAUUGAAUGUGUUUUUUUUUGUGUGUUUAUACCUGGUCCCUGAAGACCAGAACUCAGACUUUCCAGUUUGAUAUUCAAUAUAUGACACUGUCUGGGCUCUGUAGGGUCACCGGCAAUGGGUGAUGUGUAAAUAAAAUCCGUAGAGGAGAGUCACCCUCGCAAUCACCUUGGCUGGGAGGAGCUAAGAACUCGUGGGUGGGUAUUAAUGACCCGUGGGUGUGGCUUCUGUAAGCUAGUUCUAACCACACUUAUUGCUGUGUGAAUGGAUUGAGGUUCUAGGCUUAAAGGGGUACUCCGGUGUAAAACUUUAUAUAAAUAUAUAAAUUUUAAAUCAACUGGUGCCAGAAAGUUAAACAGAUUUGUAAACUACUUCUAUUAAAAAUUUUUAAUCCUUCCAGUACCUAUUAGCAGCUGUAUACUACAGAGGAAAUGCUUUUUCCUUUUGGAUUACUCUUCUGUCACGAGCACAGUGCUCACUGCUGACACCUCUGUCCAUUUUAGGAACUGUCCAGAGCAGGAGAAAAUCCCUAUAGCAAACAUAUGCUGCCAUGGACAGCAGAAGUCAGCAGAGAGCACCGUGGUCGUGACAGAAGAGAAAUCCAAAAAGAAAAGCAUUUCCUCUGUAGUAUACAGCCCCUGAAAAGUACUGGAAGGAUUAAGACUUUUUAAUAGAAAUAAUUUACAAAUCUGUUUAACUUUCUGGCACCAGUUGAUUUAAAAAAUAAAUAAAUAAAUAAAUAAAUAACCUUUUCCACCGGAGAACUCCUUUAACCUGCAUUUGCAUACAAGACACGUGUUCGUAGCAUCCCAUAAUGCUUUGCAAGUCGCACACGACAGUACGGACCGAUACCUUACAUGUUCCAAUGGAUAUAAAUGGAGGGAAGGAAUCCUAUGUACUCUGUGAAAACAUUGCCAAGAAGAGGGGUUUUUAUUUUCGUAAAAAAAAAAACUUUUUUGUAGCAGCUUCAGGUUUAAUAUUUUCCUGUUGAGAUAAUUUUUUGUAAAAUUUAAGUAUGAGAAUUUUGUAGUAGUAAAAUGAGCCUUAUAUUUUGUGCUGUUGUGAUGAAAAAUAUGUAAUAAAACCCUUUCACCUGUGA
Messenger RNA from Hyla sarda, 2635 nucleotides. It is a transcript of the gene ECM1, whose product is annotated as extracellular matrix protein 1. The transcript is spliced from 7 exons. Bases 31 to 1461 code for a protein of 476 amino acids. Gene Ontology annotation, biological process: signal transduction; regulation of bone mineralization. Lineage: Eukaryota; Metazoa; Chordata; Amphibia; Anura; Hylidae. The record is from RefSeq and is a predicted model, not a curated record. Gene Ontology annotation, cellular component: extracellular region.